AUGCGGUCAGAAUUUUUCGCCUCAAUACCAGAGGAUCUUCAGCCCACGGCUUUUUUGGUGAAAAGCACUGUUCUUGCUUCCAAAGCGGAUGGCACUGUUCGUUCCUACCUUGGAGGUAUUAAGAUAUCGAAAAGUUGGGCUUCCUCCAAUUACGUCUAACGUUUUCCAUCUAAUCCGUUCCAGGUCGCAGUCUUCUUGCAGUGUCUGCUUAAUGAAGCGUAUUCUCCUUCUCCGGUUCUUAAC
Porites evermanni is the source of this 243-nucleotide messenger RNA. The record is from the annotation of a GenBank genome assembly. NCBI's taxonomy places the organism in Eukaryota, Metazoa, Cnidaria, Anthozoa, Scleractinia, Poritidae.